ACUCUAAUGAGAUACAUGAUUUAAUUAUGAAUUUAAAAGUAACAAAAUCUGUGAUUGGGCUACCACAAAAAAUCAUAAAAUUGGCAUGUGAUUAUAUAACUGAACCACUUACAGAAUUAUUCAAUCAAUCUUUACUUCGAGGUGUUGUCCCUGAGAUUUUAAAGAUUUCAAAAAUUACACCGAUUGAUAAAGGGGGCGAGACAAUUGACCCAACAAAUUAUCGACCUAUUUCAACUUUGUCCGUCUUUGAAAAGUUGGUCUAUAAGCAACUCUUGUCUUAUGUCGAGAAAGAACACAUCCUUUUUGAAUUUCAGUUUGGUUUUCGUAAAGGACAUUCAACCACACAGGCAAUAAGUAAACAGAAAUUACUGAAACAUUGA
Messenger RNA from Paramuricea clavata, 380 nucleotides. NCBI's taxonomy places the organism in Eukaryota, Metazoa, Cnidaria, Anthozoa, Malacalcyonacea, Plexauridae. The record is from the annotation of a GenBank genome assembly.